CUUCACGACAAGGAAGAUCUCUUCUUGUAUAGUAGUCCGCUUAAAUUAAUUUCGAUUUGUUUCUUCAAGCAGUUUUAAAAUCCGAAGUGCGUAUAUGUACAUCUAGCUAGAUAUGAUAUUUUUUAUGGUGAAUGAAGUUAACUAUACUUCCUCCUUAGCUACAUAUCUGGUUACUUGAUGUUUCCUCACUUUGGGUCAUGUUGUCCUGAAUUUUUCCUUCUUUAGUGAAGUAUCGCAUAGCUGAUUCAUUGGAUUUAUUAUCUGGAUUUUCUUCACGAAACAUUUAUACGAAUGUUCUAACCUAUGCUCAUUGUGAAAGGAUGGCAACAAAUGGGGAUGAUGAAUCUGAGUCAGAGCUGACAGAGCUCCGAGCGAAAGUGAAGGCACUGAAGAAGAAGCUGAAAACUUGUAAAAGUGAGUUGCACAGGUUACAGAAGAAACUCAGCAAGACAGAACAUCAGCACAAGAACACAGAACGAUACAACGAAGACUUAAGAAAGCAGGUUAAUAAAUUAAGUGCAGAAAUCCAUGAACGAAAGAAGAAAGAAAAGAAGAGAACAAAUGCAGAGACUCAAACCGAUGAUUAUUUGUGGACAGAAUCAGAUUACUACAACUACUAUUAUGGAGGUUAUUACCAGAGCGGAAACGAGCCUUCGGCAGCACAAGAGGAUUCAAAGUGUGAAGCCACUCUGGAAAGCCACAAGCCACCAGAGGCAUGUCCAGAUUCUACAGAAAGUGCCCCGGAGAGCAGCAGUGUGGCAGAGGAGGAUGUCACUGCCUGCAGAUCAGAGGAGACCAAUGGCACCUCAAUUGCUGACAUGAUCCGGGCUACAGCUGAAGAAGCAGUGUCCCAGACAGGAUUUGUUUUCGACGAAACAUCUGGGAUGUAUUACGACCACAGUACAGGCUUCUACUAUGAUUCGACCAGCCAACUGUACUAUGAUGCCAACACUGGGAUGUACUAUUACUAUGACACGGAGAGUGGGCGGUACCAGUUUCACUCUAGAGUGGACAUGCAGCCUUAUCAGGCCACUGCAGAGUUGGGCCACGACAAAAAGGGCAAAAAAAGGAAAGGAGCUGAAAGAUCUUCUCUGAAAGACAAGGUUCGAGAUGUGACUAACUCAUUGGCUAAUAUGAAGAUUGGCUCAGUAGGAAAAAUUCCUCCAAGUAAAGGUCCGUGUGACUUGAAUAAGAAGUGUUGGAGACUGAGCCUCAGGGGUGAGACUGAAGCGGGCGAGUGUCAAGGCAGGAAGCUGGAACAGAAGCGAAAGAGGGCUGGCCGCAGGUCCCGUAGCCCAGACCUCUCAGAGGAUGGGGAAAUCACCGAGGAGAAGGAGUCUCAGAAGGCCCCUCAGAGUGUGGCGCGUGUUUGCGAGCACUCCCGCGACUUGAGCAGCGAGAGCGAGCCCGAGGAGGGUGAAAUUAGAGAGUCUGACAGGGAGCAGCACUCGCUCUCCGAGCCAUCUGCCUCUGACAGCUCCGGGUCCGAAGGGGAAUGUCCUGAAGAAGCAUGGCCGCCCUGUGUGAGGGUCACGGUUGUCCGCUCACCAGUGUUGGAGACGGGAACCCUGUACAUCAUCACUGCUGACACACCGGCGACCAUUGGCAGAGAGAAGGACAUGGAUCAUACCAUCCGAAUACCUGAAAUGGGUGUCAGUAAGUUCCAUGCUGAAGUCCGUUUUGAUCAGGAUCUGCAGUGCUAUGUACUGGUGGACCAGGGGAGCCAGAAUGGGACCGUUAUUAAUGGGAACAGGAUUCUCCAACCUAAAUCCAAGUCUGAUCCCUGUGUAUUGGCACAUGGUGACGAGGUCAAGAUGGGGGACACCGUCCUGUCCUUCCACAUCCACCCAGGAAGCGACACGUGCGACGGCUGUGAGCCCGGCCAGGUCUUCGCUCACCUCAGCCGCCACAGGAGGGAGGAGGCGGGGGGACCAGUGAUGAGCAAAGAGGACAAAGAAUUGCAGAGGCAGAAGGAACUUAAACAGAUGAAAGUGAAAUAUGGCCUGACUAACAGCGAGUACGAUGGUACCAAAGCCCUGAAGAACCCCAGGUACAAAGACCGUGCUGAAGAGCGCCGCCAAGUGGUGGGAAGCGAGGGGAUCUUCCAAAGAGAAGAUGCCCCAUCCUCUGUUCAUGUGGAAAUCAGUGAUGCCAACAAAGGACGGAAAAUGCUGGAGAAAAUGGGCUGGAAGAAGGGUGAAGGGCUUGGGAAGGAUGGAGCAGGAAUGAAAGAUCCGAUUCAGCUUCAGAUCAGGAAGUCACAAGCAGGACUUGGAGUUAAUGCCUCUGUAUCGGUGGACGACCUGACCUUGCCUCAGUUCAAGAGCAAGAAGAACUGGGAGAAAGCCAGGGAAAGGUUCGCUGACACAUGCCGGACGCCGAGCACCUCUGUUAAGAAAGACCAACACAAGUCGAAGUCGUGGGUUAAAAGUGAAACAAAUGAGUCAUCAAAAAGUACCUGAGUAUAGGACUGGGUUGUUGUUGUUUUUUUAUUGUAUUUUUCAUUUUUAUCCGACUCUUGCUAAAAGUCCAGAAUACAACUCUUGGCAUUUUCUCAGAUAUAAUUGUGAUUGUGCUGCUAACAAAAGAGACAAGACCUUUUUAUUUUCAUCUGUUAAUCCAUUUAUUUGUGUCAUCCAUGUGAUCCUGCAACGUAGCAAUGUGAAAUUAUGAAAUAAAUUCAUUUUUUCCUAAA
This is a messenger RNA of Brienomyrus brachyistius, 2695 nucleotides long. RefSeq names its product angiogenic factor with G patch and FHA domains 1 (gene aggf1). Bases 321 to 2462 code for a protein of 713 amino acids. Gene Ontology annotation, molecular function: nucleic acid binding; protein binding. Lineage: Eukaryota; Metazoa; Chordata; Actinopteri; Osteoglossiformes; Mormyridae. The transcript is spliced from 17 exons. The record is from RefSeq and is a predicted model, not a curated record.